UGCCGCGAAUCAUAACAAGAAAAGUCCUUCCUUUUUUCAUCAUCGGACGCAUUCUGUUGACCGGCGUGCUGUCUAGUGAAUUUGUUUCAGUUUUAAAGUGAAUUAGUGAAGUUUUUGUGGGUGGAUUACUGAAUCCGAAUAAACUACCGCCAUGGAUAAAUCCACUGAGGCUGAAACAAACGGACCGGCCGCUCCGAAACCUAUGAAAAACGGAAACGGAAAGGAUAAGGGUAACAACAGCAACAACAACAAUAACAAAGCUCAGCCAAAUGCUUCGGAGCCAAAACAACAGGACCAGCAGCAGUCUGGUCAAUCUCCAGCAGCAGCUGUUGCAGCUCCGGCGGCGCCGCCCAAACAGGUGCCCAAAAAUAAGAAACGAAAGGCCAAGGAUGUCAAUGCACCGAAACAUCCGCUUACCGGAUACGUGCGUUAUAUGAACGAAUUUCGGGAAACGAUCCGUUCCAAGAAUCCCACCCUGCCGGCAAUGGAAAUCACCAAACUUCUAGCCGAGGAUUGGAGCGCCCUCUCGGAGGAUGCCAAAAAGCCCUAUCUGGAUGCGGCCGAAGCUGAUCGAGAGCGCUACAACCGGGAGAUUUCCGAGUACAAGCUCAACAACCCAGAUGCCAUGAUCAGAAAGCGACCAAAAGCAGCAGCAACAGCAGCUCCGAGCAACGGAGACGAUUCGGACUCGACCCCAGCAGCUCCGAAGGAUGUUCCUUAUCUCAAUGGGAAAGAGGAGAAGCGAGAACUUAGGGUGGGAGACUACGAGAUCCCAAUCUUCACCGACGACUUCCUGGAGCACAACAAGAUUAUCGACUCGGAGCUGCGGAUGCUGCGCAAAUCGAACAUCGACUACGAGCAGCAAAAUUCCGUUCUGGAGAAGCACGUCGAGAACAUGGACAACGGCAUCCAGAAGCUGGAGAACGAAACCAACAGCCUCAAGUCCCGGAACGUAACGCUGCAGAACUAUUUGCAGCGGUUGCGUACGGUACUGGCCGGGGCCCUUUCGGGAUUGCCAAUCGGCAGCGAGGUGAAGGGUGCCACCGUGGACAACAUCGAUCGGUACAUGGGAGAACUGCACCAGAUGGUGAAAAGCAACACCCACGGCCACGUGCUGAACAAGGCCAAGGACAUCAUCCGGAAGCUGGACUUGAACUCGUUGGCAACAUAGGCGUACGGGGUGCGUGUGGGUGGGGCUGUUUGUGAGAUAGGAUUUUGGCCCCACGAAGUAUUACUUUAUCCAUUAUUA
Molecule: messenger RNA, 1249 nt
Organism: Uranotaenia lowii
Lineage: Eukaryota; Metazoa; Arthropoda; Insecta; Diptera; Culicidae
Gene: Hmg-2
Product: high mobility group protein 20A
Exons: 2
Coding region: 152-1171 (339 amino acids)
Biological process (GO): regulation of gene expression
Cellular component (GO): nucleus
Source: RefSeq, a predicted model, not a curated record